Molecule: messenger RNA, 735 nt
Organism: Staurois parvus
Lineage: Eukaryota; Metazoa; Chordata; Amphibia; Anura; Ranidae
Source: the annotation of a GenBank genome assembly
GUGGUCAGCGUUUCGCUCAUCUCCUUUGGCAUACAGUCUAGCGCCAUCAACGUGGUGAAGAUUUUGAGGGUCCUCAGAGUUUUGCGACCACUCAGAGCCAUUAACAGAGCCAAAGGACUCAAGCAUGUGGUCCAGUGUGUCUUCGUCGCCAUUCGCACCAUUGGAAACAUUGUCAUUGUCACCACUCUACUCCAGUUUAUGUUUGCCUGCAUUGGAGUACAGCUGUUCAAGAGCAAGUUGUACAGCUGUACAGACAGCUCGAAGAUUACAGAAGCUGAUUGCAAGGGGAAGUUCAUCACCUACAAAGAUGGUGAUGUGUCACAGCCGAUGAUUCAGGAACGGAGCUGGGAAAACAGCAAGUUUGACUUUGAUAACGUUCUGGCAGCAAUGAUGGCACUUUUCACCGUCUCCACCUUUGAAGGAUGGCCGGAGCUGCUGUACAGAGCCAUUGACUCUCACACAGAGGAUGUCGGCCCCAUCUACAACCACCGUGUGGAGAUUUCAAUCUUCUUUAUCAUCUAUAUCAUUAUUAUUGCAUUCUUCAUGAUGAACAUCUUCGUUGGUUUCGUCAUUGUCACCUUCCAGGAACAAGGAGAGCAGGAGUAUAAGAACUGUGAGCUUGACAAGAACCAGCGACAGUGUGUGGAAUAUGCAUUGAAGGCCCGCCCCCUGCGCAGGUACAUCCCUAAGAAUCAGUACCAAUACAAAGUGUGGUACGUUGUCAACUCUACCUAU